Thlaspi arvense is the source of this 453-nucleotide messenger RNA. Lineage: Eukaryota; Viridiplantae; Streptophyta; Magnoliopsida; Brassicales; Brassicaceae. The record is from the annotation of a GenBank genome assembly.
AUGUCGUCUUCUGUUCAAGUUACACAUAUUUCCGACGAUGAGAACACGGAGGAGGAGGAGGAGGAGCGCCUUGCUUACUCCUCCACUGUACACAAUCUUAUCAUUUUUAUCAAUGGUGGAGCUAUGGGAUUGCUUCAGGUGGUCACAAACAAACCAUCAACCAACAAAGCAGACCGUGGAGCUACGAUUCUGUGUUUCUGGGUCUUCACUCUUAUCUACACCGUCCUACGAGUCUUAGAAGUCAAGCUUCCGAAAAAACUGAAAAUUCGUAACUUCGUUGGACAUGUCAGCCAUCUCUUUGGGGCUCUCUCAGCUCUCAUGCUCAUCUCUCUUAUUUCGCCAAGCUUCGCUCUCUUUGCAGUUCCUCUCUGGCUUGUUUGGCUCUUUGUUGUUAUGUAUGUCUCUUUCUCAGGGCUAUUCCCGGAGGAAAACGCCGCUGAUCCACCGGUCUAA